Cyanidioschyzon merolae strain 10D is the source of this 486-nucleotide messenger RNA. RefSeq names its product similar to nifU-like iron-sulfur cluster protein Isu1. NCBI's taxonomy places the organism in Eukaryota, Rhodophyta, Bangiophyceae, Cyanidiales, Cyanidiaceae. The record is from RefSeq and is a predicted model, not a curated record. The transcript has a single exon. The coding region runs from base 1 to 486 and encodes 161 amino acids. Gene Ontology annotation, cellular component: cytoplasm; mitochondrial matrix. Gene Ontology annotation, molecular function: ferrous iron binding; 2 iron, 2 sulfur cluster binding. Gene Ontology annotation, biological process: iron-sulfur cluster assembly; intracellular iron ion homeostasis.
AUGUUCUGGCGUUUGGCUCAACAAGUACGUUUUGCUCGUCCGCGACUUACGCGUUCGUAUGACCAAAAGGUUAUAGAACACUUUGAGAAACCGAAGAAUGUAGGGAGUCUGGACCGCAACGCACCGGACGUUGGUGUCGGCCUCGUUGGUGCACCCGCUUGCGGAGACGUCAUGAAACUUGCCAUCCGUGUGGACCCGACAACGGGUACCAUUGUAGAGUCCGUUUUCAAGACUUUCGGCUGUGGGAGCGCGAUAGCAAGUUCGUCUUACGCGACGGAGCUUAUCAAGGGAAAACGACUGGAAGAUGCCGUCAAGGUAACGAACCGCCAGAUCGCGUCGGAACUGAAACUGCCACCGGUGAAGCUUCACUGCUCGAUGCUGGCCGAAGACGCUAUCAGAGCAGCGGUAUCUGAUUAUCAGAAGAAGCAGGCGCAACAAGUUAGUCAGUCGGCUACACAGGCAGCCACUGCCGCGACCGGGAACUAA